AUGACAUUCCGACAAUUUUAUUAUUUUUUCGCUGUUUGUUUCAUCGGAAAUCCUGCGGUUAUUGGAUUUGAUCCUGAUUAUUCCAUCGUCAAUAGGUUAAAUCACUUUUUAGAGGCCUCGUUGAAUACGGUGCUGGCUGUCAGUAUUGGAGAACCAAAAUCCAUCGACGAGGAAGUCACUUUUUGGGCAGCGACACAUGAAAAUCCGAAUUUCACUCAAAUUCACAUAAAUGACACAGAUAUCGGCGAAAAGUUGAAUACAAAGUUGCCCGUUGCCUUCAUAAUUCACGGAUGGUUUGACAGUGCCCAUCGAAAUUGGGUCAAAAAUAUCGCUUCCGCCUUUUUGGAGCACACAAAGACGAAUGUUGUUGCUGUCGAUUGGAAUCGUCUCGCCUUACAAGAAUACACAUUAGCUGCCGAUAGCACCGAAGAAGUUGGCGAACAAGUAGCGAAAUUCAUCACAAAAUUAAACGACCUCGGAAUUCCUUUGAAAAAUGUCACUUUAGUGGGUCACAGUAUGGGCGCACACAUUUCAGGAUUCGCGGGAAAGCAUCUCGGCGGCAAAGUAGGAAGAAUUUUCGGACUUGAUCCAGCUGGGCCGAUGUUCACAAAGCUCACUGUGAGACCCGAAAGUGAACGAUUGGAUCCAUCAGAUGCGGAAUUUGUGCAAGUUAUUCACACAGACAGAACGUUCAUUGGGACACAAAUCGCAUCGGGCCAUCAAGAUUUCCAUCCAAAUGAUGGCAUGAGUCCGCAGCCCGGUUGUUUGCUCCCAGUGGCACAGAACGCCAUUCAUUUCAAUCAAUUUCUGUGCAGUCACUUUAAGGUUGUCGAGUAUUUUCGAGAUGCAUUGAAUCCCAAAACGGCUUACAUUGGCAGGACAUGCAAUUUUGGGUAUAUGGGAUACUCGAUAGGGCUCUGCAAUAACACGACAUCAGCUAGAUUUGGGAUUUAUACAAAUGAGACAGUUCGAGGCACUUUUUAUUUCCGAACGCCGCGCAUCCCUCCAUCCUUCGAGCAGUACUUGGGCCUGAGUAAAGUAACUCCCGCUAAUAUUUUCGGACGAUGA
This is a messenger RNA of Culicoides brevitarsis, 1068 nucleotides long. Its product is annotated as pancreatic triacylglycerol lipase. NCBI's taxonomy places the organism in Eukaryota, Metazoa, Arthropoda, Insecta, Diptera, Ceratopogonidae. Gene Ontology annotation, molecular function: lipase activity. The record is from RefSeq and is a predicted model, not a curated record. Bases 1 to 1068 code for a protein of 355 amino acids. The transcript has 7 exons. Gene Ontology annotation, biological process: lipid catabolic process.